Clupea harengus (Atlantic herring) is the source of this 1538-nucleotide messenger RNA. Its product is annotated as sodium/bile acid cotransporter-like. Bases 325 to 1386 code for a protein of 353 amino acids. Lineage: Eukaryota; Metazoa; Chordata; Actinopteri; Clupeiformes; Clupeidae. Gene Ontology annotation, molecular function: bile acid:sodium symporter activity. The record is from RefSeq and is a predicted model, not a curated record. Gene Ontology annotation, biological process: bile acid and bile salt transport. The transcript has 6 exons. Gene Ontology annotation, cellular component: membrane.
GUGUGAUACCCAGCUCCCGCUGAGAGCGCCUCGGCAUGUGACAUGCUACAGGGGGUGCAAGACAACAGGAGCAGGGUCAGACUGAAGAAUGUGAAGAGAGGACCGAGAGGAGGAGACAGAUGGAGCAGAACAGAAAGAGGGAGAGAGAGAGAAGAAGAGAGAGUGAAAGGGGGAGAAAGAAAGAGUGAAAGGGGGAGAGGCAGAGAGAGAAACAGGGAGUGAAAGAGGGAGAGAGAGAAGUCCUGAGAGCAGUAAACGCAGCAGUAACACAAUCCUUUGCACAAAAUGAAGUGUAGCAAAACACAAUAGAUCAGCAGCGUUGAUAUGGCUGAUGUCAUGAGCCAGACUUGGGGUCCGCCUAUAGGCAGCUUUGGCCUGGGCUCCAGUACCCCCAACGCCACUCUGACCUCCCCGAAGAACAUCAGCAGUGGCUUCCAGUCCCCUUUCUCCCCCGCCAUGGACAUGGCCAUCAGCGCCAUCACCAUCAUCAUCCUCUUCAUCACCAUGGUCUCGCUGGGCUGCACCAUGGAGAUCGCCAAGAUCAGGGCUCACAUCCUGCGCCCCAAAGGAGUGGCCAUCGCCGUGGUGGCGCAGUUUGGCAUCAUGCCACUGACCGCUUUCAGCCUGGCAAAGAUCUUCCAGCUGGCCCCCAUCGAGGCCGUCACCGUGCUCAUCUGCGGAUGCUGCCCGGGGGGAAACCUCUCAAACCUUUUUGCCCUGGCCUUGCAGGGUGACAUGAACCUCAGCAUCGUGAUGACCACAUGCUCAACGGUCUUGGCUCUGGCCAUGAUGCCCACUCUACUGUACCUGUACUGCCAGGGCUUUGACCUGGAGAACGCCGUGCCCUACACUGGCAUCCUCAUCGCCCUCGCCAUGACCCUAGUGCCCUGUGGGGUGGGCAUCGCCAUCAACCACUGGAUCCCUGGCUGGUCUAAAAUGAUUAUUAAGAUUGGCCUCAGCAUCCUCCUCAUCGCCUCCGUGGCCAUCGGCGUCAUGUCAGGCAUCACCAUCGGGGGCAGCGUGUGGGUGGUGCUCUCUCCUCAGCUCAUGGCCGUGGCCUGCCUCAUGCCUCUCACCGGCUUCCUCCUGGGCUUCGUCAUGUCCUCGCUCUGCAAACUCAACGGACAGUGUCGCAGGACUAUUGCGGUUGAGACCGGCUGCCAGAACAUCCAGCUGUGCUCCACCAUUUUGAAAGUGGCAUUCCUCCCCGAAGUGAUCGGACCGCUCUACCUCUUUCCUCUGCUCUACAUCAUCUUCCAGGCCGGGGAGGCUCUCCUCCUCGUCUUGCUCUACAGAUGCUAUCAAAUGCUCAGACCACCAGCGGAGGAGCCGACGUACUGGACAGUAAACAGUAAAGUUGAAGCUGUGAAAGUUCCUACUUGCUGAUGAGAGGACCUGUGCACCAGCUGAGAAGGGAACCCGACGUCAGACGCCUACAUCCCAUUCCACUGUUCCACUGAACAGACAUCACCAUCCCAUUCCACUGUUCCACUGAACAGACAUCACCAUUCCAUCCCACUGUUCCACUGAACAGACAU